UCCGCAUGGUUUCCGAGAAAACUGGUCUAGAUCCGGCAUGUCUCGUGAUACACCUCAACGACAUUUCUUCUCCACCCUUACGUCAAGUGUUGCGGACUAUUUUUCCUAUUUCUUAAUUUUAUAAACGAAUGUGUUCACUGGAUCUUUAGAAUUCUUGUGGCACUGGAUAAGGUCAUGAGCAUGAUGAGGACAAACAAAGAAAUGGGAUCAAAGAAGAAGUCCAUAGAUCGCUUUGCAUCACCACUUAGCCUGGUAGAAAGGUGGAUAUACUUUGUCGGCGCAGUCUGGACAGUUUCUUAUCUCAGCUUCUGUGUGUACAGAGAUUCGAUCAAAUAUUUUGGUGUUCUGAACCUCCACGACUUCGGCAAGGGAUGGUUCUGGUUGGUCAGGGAUCAAGAUAUAUCCAACCUUGAAUGGAGUUUUUGGUAUGCUAUGUUUUGGCGAAUAUGGCCAUGGUAUGCUGGUCAUGUUGCCCUAGGGAAGAUCAUGGAGUGGAACUCCCCUGCAAAUAGAAAGUAUAUAUUUUUGAUAUUUGCAUUGAUGUGUAUUUGUCAACUGGCGGGCUGGCGAUUUGUGAUUCUCUUUCUGUUACAUUGCUCGGUUAUGUAUGUUACAUCACUCUGCAGUAGCACGGUAUUGGUGUGGAUUGUCUCCCUUAGUGCUCUAUCAACGUUGAACUUUGAACCAUUUCUUACUUUGAUGAAGUCUCUGGUAGAGGAAGAUAAGAAGGAAACAUGGUAUAAUUUUCUUGUGACUACGUUAGCUCUAGCUAAUAUCAAGGUUACAAGCUUCUGUCUGGAGAAAUGUUGGCAUAAUAUAAAUGGAAAAGUUACCAAAGGAAACCAAAGUAAAGAAUUGAACACAGGAACUAGUCACCAACUUGAAGCAGGGAAGCAGUCAACACAAGGGAGGGAAUCAGUGGGAUACAGUUUCAUUGACCUUCUGUGUUACGUGUUUUAUCUACCCUUGUUCUUUACUGGUCCUAUUUUGACCUUUGAUCUCUUCAAAGACCAGAUGAAUGCACCAGUACCACAAAACACAAGAGGGCACCUGAAACUGCAAUCCUUACACCUGCUGAGAUUCUGUUUCUGGGCCAUGUUCCACGAGUUUCUAUUACAUUUCUUAUAUUUUAACGCCUUACAGAACAACACAAUGGUACUGAAAUCUGUAUCACGGUUUACCCUUAUGGGUAUCGGGUACCUCCAUGGACAGUUCUUUAUGGUCAGAUAUCUGGUUAUGUUUGGAUUACCAGGAACAAUAGCAAACUUCGAUUACCUGAACCCGCCGGACGGGCCAAAAUGUAUCUCUUAUAUAUAUCUAUACUCUGAUAUGUGGAAAUUCUUUGACCGAGGUUUAUACAGCUUCUUGAAAAGGUAUAUCUACAUUCCAUGUGGUGGCUCGCAGACAGGCAUCCGACGUCAGACCAUAGGCUCGUUGCUGUGUUUUCUAUAUAUUUUCUACUGGCAUGGCACUGAGUACGAUAUACUACUGUGGGUUCUGCUUAACUUUAUCAGCGUCUUCUUUGAGAAGAUUGGGUUAGCGAUAUGUAGUAUAUCUAUAGUCAAGCAUAUUGAGACUGAUAUUUUGUCAGCGGCCAUGGUACAGAGAAUUCAUGCAUUCUUUUCCGUUCCUAUCUUUAUUAUGUCCUGUUUCUCAAUGUUUGGCUUCUUUGGUGGCAGACAGGUUCUCUAUAUAUUCUGCAAAAGACUAAUAACGGAAGGUACGGCAGAAACGAUUGCUGUUAAGGUGGUUAUAAAUUACUGCUGCAUACAGAAUGCUAUUGAAGUGAACAGAUGGAUUCUCAGACGGAAGAAAUUGAAACAGUCAUAAUAGUAAAACCAGACUGUAUUGCAGAGGAAGUCCAUCUCAGAAUGAAGAGGACUAUAACCUUUUUAGAACAACGCUGAAAAUUCCCAGCAGCGGUUUCAUCCACUAGCGCUACAUCUUUACUUUAAUUGUAGAUGGAAAGAAUAAGAUUAGUUUGUUGUACAGAAGUGUUGCUCCGGAAAGGUUAAUUAACUGGUACAUGUACUUAGAGAAACAUUUUAAUCGGAAACUAAUAAUCUGCCUUUGAAUUUCGGAAUGUUGAAGAGUUAAUGCUGUAAGUCUGAAAUGUUAGCAUGAACAGAAUAGCCGUUUGUAAACAGCUUUUAAUUAAUACCAGAUAUUUGUCUACAGAUAGAACUGUCACUGAAAUAUGAUAUACUGAUAUCUUAUUUAGAAAUAUUUCUAAAAUGUUUCUGACUACUCAUGCUUGUAGGAGCAAUCAUAAUAUUGUCUUUCGUUUUGUUAUCACAGCUGAAUAUCAGGAGAAGGAGAUUUACUGAAGAUAGUAAUUGUUUUAUUAUUUGAUAUGAUUUAUUUAAAAAAAGACGAAAGGAACGACACAGGUCACAUUAAAUCUCCCUGCUACGUUCUUCCUCUAAUGUGACCAGUGAUAAAAUUUCAAACAUUCAGAUUAAAUUUUAUAUAAAUACAUGGUUACUUAUCAAUUAUGAAUAUAUAUACGCCGGGGACAAAGGAUGUCCAUCCAAACUUCUUCUAAUAUAGCUUCUGCGGCCGAGUGGUUAAGAUCGCUGACGGUGAUGGGGUCCGGAUAAAAAUGUAGUGUUUUUGACACAUAUU
This is a messenger RNA of Mercenaria mercenaria, 2625 nucleotides long. Its product is annotated as protein-cysteine N-palmitoyltransferase HHAT-like. The coding region runs from base 175 to 1830 and encodes 551 amino acids. Gene Ontology annotation, molecular function: palmitoyltransferase activity. The record is from RefSeq and is a predicted model, not a curated record. The transcript has 11 exons. Gene Ontology annotation, biological process: protein palmitoylation. Lineage: Eukaryota; Metazoa; Mollusca; Bivalvia; Venerida; Veneridae. Gene Ontology annotation, cellular component: endoplasmic reticulum.